Neodiprion virginianus is the source of this 3038-nucleotide messenger RNA. It is a transcript of the gene Inos, whose product is annotated as inositol-3-phosphate synthase 1-A. The record is from RefSeq and is a predicted model, not a curated record. NCBI's taxonomy places the organism in Eukaryota, Metazoa, Arthropoda, Insecta, Hymenoptera, Diprionidae. Bases 461 to 2017 code for a protein of 518 amino acids. Gene Ontology annotation, molecular function: inositol-3-phosphate synthase activity. Gene Ontology annotation, biological process: phospholipid biosynthetic process; inositol biosynthetic process. The transcript is spliced from 7 exons. Gene Ontology annotation, cellular component: cytoplasm.
ACACCGCCAGGCAAACCCGAGAAGGAUGGGGCAAAUGUAGAGGCAACCGAUAAACUCAAGGGUGGGAUGGAAGGGGAUUCCCAGGACUCGGUUUAAGGCGCAUGCCUGCAGAGAGCCGACAAAUUCGACAUGACUAUUGCAUGGUUAACAGUGUGUUGGUUCUGCGCGACCGGCGGUUUCGACACGUGAACUCUGCACUGUUUUCAACUUUUUUGACGUCGUUUGUUGUUGCAGCGAAAGAUUUUUCAGUAUUCGUUAUUGCGAUCAAUGAACAACCGUUCUGUUCGCGUCUGCUAAAAUUGUCUGUCAUUUGAACUACGGCUGUAAUAUAAUUACGGGAAUUUCAUCUUCUCGAAUUACAAAUAUACCCACAUCAACGACCGGCACGUUCUGCGCAAAAAGCUCCUGCUUGUAUCUCGAACCUUCUUUACGAUUCAAAGACUGGAAUAAACCCCUCAGAAUGGAAGAAAUGAAGAUUCAUGUCAAAAGUCCGAACGUCAAAUACACCGAGGAAUUCCUUGAGUCUGACUACGAAUACCAUACAACGAAAGUCACGAAAAUUGAUGAUAAGGUGCUCAAAUACACGGUAUCUCCUGUAGCCACCAAGCUGAAAAUAAGAACAAAAUUAAAUGUACCAAAACUUGGUGUUAUGUUGGUUGGUUGGGGUGGCAAUAAUGGCACAACAAUAACUGCAGCACUGUUGGCAAAUAAGAAAAAACUCACUUGGAACACUAAAGAUGGCAUCAAGAAAGCGAACUGGUAUGGCUCUAUUACACAAUCUUCAACCGUGAAACUUGGAAACUCUGAUGGCGAAGAUGUUUAUGUACCGAUGUCAUGGAUGUUGCCGAUGGUGGACCCUGACCAGAUUGAAAUUGAUGGUUGGGAUAUUUCUAACCUGAAUUUAGCUGAUGCCAUGGAACGUGCAAAAGUAAUCGAUUACAAUUUGCAAAUCCAAUUAAAGGCUGAAAUGGCAGAGAUGAAACCUCGCAGGAGCUUGUAUUAUCCUGAUUUCAUCGCGGCAAAUCAGGAGGAUCGAGCAAACAAUAUCAUAUCAGGAUCUAAGACGGAACAAUUGAACUUGAUAAGAAGAGACAUAUCUGAAUUCAAAACUACCAAAAAUGUAGAUAAAAUAAUUAUAGUCUGGACUGCCAAUACCGAGAGGUUUGCAGAAAUUAUACCAGGAGUUAACGAUACUGGUGAAAAUUUGUUAAAAUCAAUAAAAGAAAAUCACUCAGAAAUUAGUCCAAGUACUAUGUUCGCCGUUGCUGCUGCUUUAGAAGGAUGCACCUACAUAAAUGGAUCUCCACAAAAUACUUUUGUACCUGGGGCGAUCGACCUCGCUGAAAAGCACAAGACUUUUAUAGCUGGUGAUGACUUCAAAUCGGGCCAAACAAAAUUGAAGUCAGUAUUGGUUGACUUCUUAGUUUCUGCUGGCAUCAAACCAGUAUCAAUAGUGAGCUAUAAUCAUCUUGGAAAUAACGAUGGCUACAACUUGUCAGCACCACAACAGUUCCGAUCCAAAGAAAUCUCAAAGAGCAACGUAGUCGAUGAUAUGGUUCAUUCAAACAGUAUUCUCUAUGAGCCAGGGGAAAAACCUGAUCAUUGUGUCGUUAUUAAAUAUGUUCCAUAUGUUGGUGAUAGCAAACGUGCCCUUGAUGAGUACACCUCGGAAAUAAUGCUAGGUGGCCACAACACACUUGUAGUUCACAACACUUGUGAAGAUUCACUGUUGGCCAGCCCGAUUAUACUGGAUUUAGUUAUUUUAGCUGAACUUUUUUCACGCGUUUCUUUCGCAGAGAAUGAAUCUGAGAACGAAAAUUUCAUUGCAUUUCAUCCUAUACUUUCAGUUCUAUCCUACUUGUGUAAAGCGCCACUUGUGCCUCAAGGAGCUCCAGUGAUUAAUGCUUUAUUCAAGCAACGAGCUGCAAUAGAGAAUAUCUUAAGAGCUUGUCUGUCAUUACCACCUGAAAAUAGUAUGCUUUUGGAGCAUAGAGUACAUUUUGCAAAAAAAUUAUGAACAGUAAUAAUUUUCCAAGACCGGUUUCAAGUUACGUAACAACCAUUAUAUUUUCAACUACGUAAUAUCCUUAUGUGUGUUAACAGCAGUUAUUAAAUGGAUCCAUAAAUUUGUCGUUGCAAUUACGAAGUAAUUUCACAUUGCAGCAUCUGUAUUAGUAGUUACCCAUAAUGUUAUGUUUAACUAAUAAGAUUGAAUGAUUCUUCUUUUCUAGUUGCUUUUAUGCCUUAUACAACCUGUACCGCCUCAGGAUUCAUGAAAGAUACAUACUUCAAAGCCAAUUCAGAAGAAUGGUGGACAAAACUAUUUUUAAUAUGAAAUUGUACAUUAUCACACAGCAGUUACCGUUGCGUAUGAAGUAUUUCUAUCUCACGGAAUGAAAAUAUUUAUAUAUUUACAAUUUUAAGUAUAUAACUGUAGAAGAAACAUAUAUUUUCAUACAUGACAAAGGAAUUGUAUUUUAUUAUUCAAAUCAAUAUUGUUGUAGGGAAUUUAUUCUUCGAUAACAGUUAUAAGAAGGUUGAUCAAGUUUAAACCUGAGGAAAUUAUACUAUAUAAAAAUAUUACGAAUCGACUUUGACAGUUUCUUAUUUAUGUUAUUUUUUGUCAAACUUCAAAAAGUAGACUUAAGUAAAUUAUGAUUCAGUGUGAUAAAAAAUAAAACUUUAUUCCAAUUCUAAUGUAGCAAUUAAAUUAAUCGUAUUGCGUUUCGAUUUACUGUAGGUAUAAUAUCAAUGUACUACUUCAGAGAAUGUGCAAUUAAACGUUUAGAAAAUAAAUAAAUGAAUUAGUACUUAGUAAACUUGGCUGUGCAUAUUUUCAGCUCCAAAUUCUAUUGCUUUGAUUGUAUAUGAAGUGGAAUCUCAACAUUUAUUGGCAGGUAAUAUUUGUUUAUAUGUGCAAUUAUGAGCAUCAACACAGUUUUCCACGCAAUGCCAUAGAAUAUGAUAGUGACUGACUAUCUUCAGGCAAUUGAUAGCGUUCAUUGAAGCAUCAUUUAUGGCAUCUCCUUGGGUUAUGC